This is a messenger RNA of Petromyzon marinus (sea lamprey), 6191 nucleotides long. RefSeq names its product volume-regulated anion channel subunit LRRC8A-like. Gene Ontology annotation, molecular function: protein binding. Lineage: Eukaryota; Metazoa; Chordata; Hyperoartia; Petromyzontiformes; Petromyzontidae. The record is from RefSeq and is a predicted model, not a curated record. Gene Ontology annotation, cellular component: cytoplasm.
CCUCCUCCACCUCGUCUCCCUCCUCCUCUUCACCCUCCUCUUCACCCUCCACCUCGUCACCCUCCACCUCGUCUCCCUCCACCUCGUCACCCUCCUCCUCGUCUCUACUCAUCCGGCGGCGAGGUGACAUUAAGUACAUGGUUGGGAGCUGAUCACCAGCGGCCCGUCCCGCAGCAGCAACACAGCGCACCUGUCCCGGCCAUGCGCACGCAUGAUCCGUGGGCUGCACGCGUCUAGCAGCGGUAGCAGCAGCGGCGGCGGCGGCGGCAGCAGCAGCAACAGCCAUGAUACCCGUAACGGAGCUGCGGUAUUUUGCUGACACUCAACCCGCCUACCGCAUCCUCAAGCCGUGGUGGGACGUGCUCACGGACUACCUGGCCAUCGUCAUGCUGAUGAUUGCUGUGUUUGGCGGAACCCUGCAGGUGAGCCAGGACAAGAUGGUGUGCUUGCCGUGCGUGCACGCCUGCGAGUGCACGUGCACGCACGACGCCAGCACAGCUCGCGACUGCAACGCCAGCAGCCGCCUCGGCCCGGAGCAGCUCGCCGUCAGCGCCCAGCACGCCGGGUCACUCCGGGCCCCCGCCGAGGGCCCGACGGCCGGCGGCGCCGCCUCCGCCGCCGCCACCGCCGACGACGCCGACGACGCCGACGACGGCUCCGACCCCUCGCUGGACCCCGACUCCAACACCAUCCCCGGCGCGCUCCCCACGCCGACCUCCCGCGGCCAGCCCGGAGGGCCCGGCGCCGGGGCGGCCCCUCCGAGCGCCGAAGCCGUCGUCGCCCGGCCGGGGCCCAAGGCGGUGAAGACGGAGCUGGACAGACACCAGUACUUCUACAUCGACGCCGUGUGCUAUGAGAAGCAGCUGCACUGGUACGCCAAGUACUUCCCCUACCUGGUGCUGCUGCACACCCUGUUGCUGCUGGUGCUCAGCAACUUCUGGUUCAAGUACCCAAAGACGAGCUCCAAGAUCGAGCACUUCGUAGCGAUCCUGGGCAAGUGCUUCGACUCCCCGUGGACGACUCGCGCCCUCUCGGAAACCGUGGCCACCGAGUCGUCAUCGCCGCACGCGGGCAACGGCGGCGGCACCCCGCGGGCACACACCCUCUCCCCGUCGUCCAUGAGCUACCAAGCCGGCGGCGGCAGCUCCAACUUCGGCGGGGUGCCGCCCGGCGCCAACAGUGGCCCCGGCGCCGGCUUCGACCCCAGGCCGCCGCCGCCGCCGCCGACGCACUCGCAGAUGUCGGCGGCGUCGGCGGCCGCAGCGCCGCCCCCCUCGUACCGGGCGUCGGACGACGUGGAGGCGCGGGCGCCCAUGCUGGCUCACUCGCCCACCUCGUCCGUGCACCAGCGCAAGGUGGCGCAGCACGGCGCACCGGGACGCGCGCACAACGGCACCCAGGGCCACGACGAGGCUCAGGCCCAGAACGUGAAUUUCCAAAACCAGGCGAUGGCCGCGGCGGCGGCGGCGUCGGCGGCGUCUGCAGCGUCGGUGGACGUGCUCGGCUCGCUGGACAAGAAGGAGGCGGAGCAGGCAAAGGCCAUCUUUGAGAAAGUGAAGAAGCUCAGGGCUCACAUCGAGGAGUCUGACGUCAUCUACAGAUCGUAUAUGUCUCAAACGCUGUGCAAAUCCCUGGAGCUGGUGUGCGUGCUGGCCUACUCGCUGCGGUGCGUGCGAGAGAUCAACUUCGACGUGAUGUGCUCGGCCCCGGACAUCAUCCACCUUACCGGCUACGGCACGUUCUGCUGUGCGCACCCGCUCGCGACGCUGUUCAAGAUCCUGGCGUCGUUCUACCUGGCCGUCACGCUCUUCUACCUGCUCGUGUGCCUGCACACCGUGGUGUGGAUGGUGCGGCGCUCGCUGCGCGGCUACUCCUUCGAGCACGCGCGCGAGGAGAGCAGCUACAGCGACAUUCCCGACGUGCGCAACGACUUUGCCUUCCUGCUGCACCUCACCGACCAGUACGACCGACUCUACGCCAAGAGGUUCGCCGUCUUCCUCUCCGAGGUGAGUGAGAAGAAGCUGAGGCAGUUUAACCUGGACCAGGAGUGGAGCCGGGAGAAGCUGCAGGCCAAGAUCACGCGCAACGCCCAGGACCGCACCGAGCUGCAUCUCUUCAUGCUGUCAGGUCUACCGGACGCCGUCUUCGAGUUGUCGGAGCUGCAGGUGCUGAAGCUGGAGCUCAUCCCGGACGUGAUGAUCCCGUCCAGCGUCGCUCACCUCACUCACCUGCGCGAGCUCUGGCUCUACCACACGCCGGCCCGCAUCGACAUGGCCGCGCUGGCGUUCCUGCGCGAGAACCUACGCUCGCUGCACCUCAAGUUCACGGACGUGAAGGAAAUCCCGGGCUGGAUGUACAGCCUGCGCAGCCUGGAGGAGCUGCACCUCACGGGGAACCUGAGCGACGAGCACAACAAGUUCAUCUCGCUGGACGGGCUGCGCGAGCUGCGGCGCCUGCGCACGCUGCGCAUCAAGAGCAACCUCAGCAAGGUGCCGCAGGUGAUCGUGGACGUGGGCGCGCAGCUCCAGAAGCUCUCCAUCAACAACGAGGGCUCCAAGCUCGUGGUGCUGAGCUCGCUCAAGAAGAUGGGCAACCUCUGCGAGCUGGAGCUGAGUCGCUGUGACCUGGAGCGAAUCCCUCACGCCAUCUUCUCGCUCACCAACCUCCAGGAGCUCGACCUCAAGGAAAACAACUUGAAAACGGUGGAAGAAAUCAUCAGCUUCCAGCACUUACACCGGCUCAGCUGCCUCCGUUUGUGGUACAACCAGAUCGCCUACCUGCCCAUCCAGAUCGGGCUGCUGUCGGGGCUCGAGCGGUUGUACCUCAACAGGAACAAGCUGCAGUCGAUCCCCGCGCAGCUCUCCUGCUGCCGGAGGCUGCGCCACCUGGAGCUCAGCCGCAACCUCCUCACCGAGAUCCCGCGGGAGAUCCGUGGCCUCGCCAGCCUGCAGCACCUGGCACUCACGGGGAACAAGAUCGAGGCGCUGCCGCUGGAGCUGUUUGAGUGCCGCAGGCUGCGCGUGCUCAUGCUGGGCCACAACGCCCUCACCUGGCUCCCGCCCGGCAUCGGCGCGCUCACCUCCCUGUCGCUGCUCGAGCUCACGGGGAACCCACUGGAGGGCCUUCCCGCCGAGCUGGGCCUCUGCCCGGCCCUGCGCCGGGCGGGCCUCCUCGUGGAGGCCGAGCUGCUGGCGUCGCUUCCCGCAGACGUCUCGCAGCACCUGCACGCGCCGCCCGGCACCGCCUACCGCGCCGGCUCGGAACCCUAUCACGGCGGCGGCGGCGGCGGCGGCGGCGGCGGCGCCGCGGUCCGCGGGGAGAGCGGCGGCGGCGACGGGCAGAGCGAUGCACGCCGGGGUGCCGGCGGGGAGUCGGCGGCGGAGGAGACGGAGCGCCGGGGCGGGGAGGGGGAGGCGUUCGACGGCGACGGAGGCGGCCGCGCGAGCGAGGCGUUUCGCGGCGGCGGCGACGGCGGCGACGACGGCGUGAGCCAAGACAAGGCGCCGGCAGGCGGUGGAGGCAGGAAGGGCAUCUAGGGAGCGGUCCCGCGCUCGCGCGGAGGCCCUGCUCCUCCGGUGGCGAGGCCCAUCCUGGAGAUGAGGCCCCAGAGGGGAAGGGGUGGCGGCUCCUUUGGCGGAGGCCGCGAUGCCGUAACUAACCCGUGCUGAGCGCACGCUCUGGUCGGGGGGGGGGGGGGAGGGGUUACGCAGACGCUUGCGGGAAGCGUCUGGGACGGUCGCCGCCAUUGGGCCGCGGAAGCGACCGUUCGGCUUCCACGGCGACUUUUAUAUUUCCUGCACAUUUUGCUGCACAUAGCGGAUGAAAGGAAAAUGAGGCAACUUCUUGAUUCGCAAAAUAACAAUUCGUGAGCAGUUCCAUGAGUCGCCCUCGCGUAUGCAGAAAAAUAUGCAAUACACAUUAAAAAAAAAACCUGUUCAUAAUAUAACGUUCAAAUCUGUUAUUUAAAGUGUACGCUGGCUAACAUUUCAACCAGCAGUGCCUGCGAAUAAGUCGCGGUUUGCGUCGACGCCUCCGUAAAUAAUGAUUGACGACCGCGCACGUAAGCGCGCGUGGACGCGCGCUUCACGUUGAAUCGCUGCGUCUGCCUGGCAGCACCUUUCACCAGGCGCGAGCUACGAAAGCGCGUCACCUUCGCGAGGGAGACCCGGGGGAACGACGAUAGGCUACGGGGUGGGAGGGCGGUACGCGGGAUUUGGAGCCCCUCCCCCCCCCCCCCCCCCCCCCCCCCCCCCCCCAGGUCUCGCGUGAGAAUGGCGGUGUCUCGUGUCGUGAAAGAACUUAUUUAAAUGUAUGUUUUUAAAGAUGCGCAGGCUGCCCAUCCGAGCUCUCGGAAAAUAUCAUGCCGUGUCUAGCUGACGAAAUCUUGAGCUUUAAUUUUGUCUUAUAACCGUGCUCCACCGUGGGUUUGUGAGCAAGGAUCUCCCGACAGCGACGGUGGGGGGAGCAUGUGACGGAGGAGGUGCCAUCGGCAGGCUUCUCGUGAUGAGCACCCACGCAGCACAAGCCGUAAUCUCAAGAGUUGCCGAGGGUUUAGGACGGCGACCCCUAGCUAGGAUGCCAAUGAGGUAUAUGCCGGCUGUCAUUUCGGUGUGUGUAAAACACACGCACAAACACUAAUCUUAAUGAGUUAUCACUGUAGUGUCCUAAUAAUGCAUGGCGCUUAGAGAGUGCAGGUUGUCACUGAACGUGGCAUGAAGUUUAAGCAGUAUCAUGUGACUUUACCGAAAGAGCUAAGAAUAUGAAUACAGUAUAAUGCACUCAGGGUUACGACUUUGUGCCAACGCGCACAGGUUGUGUGGCACUGCAUUGCCCACAGCGGCAACCGCAGCAGCAGGAUUUACACUCCCAGUGAUCGCGCAAUUUUGGGCAUAUGGGCAAAGGAGCCAGUAGCAACUGGGCUACGUUCAAUCGUCACGUUACUUUGGAUAAUUCUCCUGCAUUCAAAGCUGAAAGGAUUGAACCUGAAUGUGCAUUUUUGCUGUGGGUGAGCCCUCGGAGAAUCUAGAGGGUUCACUCUCUCUCCCUCUCCUCUGCAAUGCCCCUUAUUUCUGGUUGUGUCUUGACCCUUGUUAUUAUUCUUGUUUCCAAUUGAUUGUCUCCAUAAUCAUCGCAGUUGUCAUGGCCAAAAGGCAUGCACGAGAGCACAUCAUGAACUCGCAAAACGGACAUCCUUGUGGUUCUCAAAAGUUGUUUAGCCUCGUUGCACAGUUUGUCACAUUCUCAUCUUUAAUUUUUUUAAAUGAACACUUUUAUACAUUUUAUUUUCAGUAGGAUUUUUUAUCUGACUCUCUCUGGUCAUGCAGUUAUGUCAGAGCUGUUUUCUAAUCAUGUUUAUAUUUGCUCGAUCGAUAUACUUAGGGCAAAUGUGUGUCACGAUGCCUGUGCAGUGUCAGUUUAAUUUGUGUUGAUCGUCGUCAUCACAAAGCAUGCAUUCUCUCGGUGACCCUGAUCUCCAAAGCAAAUCCAUGACCAAUGUCAAAAGCGCAAAACUCUACCCCAGACAGAGCUGGCGGCCUCGCACUUCUGCGACUCCGUUGGAGACGAACGCCGGUUGUGAACGCUGGAGUUCAAGACGUUGGGGCCCGUGCAUUCCAUCGUGCUGACCCACUGCCGUGCAAUUGGCUGGAUUAAGGAACGCUUUGGCGUGGGUGCGCUCAAGAAUUGAGCACGCUUAUUUCGAGUCUGCGUUGGAGAAAUUGAGCACGGAGUCUAUAAAGAGUUGAAAAGUGGGAUUUGCCAGUUGCCAAGUAAAUGUGAUUAAAGACUCCGUGACCUUGUAAGAGCAGGACUUUGCCAAUUCAUCAGCACACGUAUGCGUGAAUAUCACUGGUAUGUUAACAUAAUUGGUUUACCCAGGUCUUUAUUGUAACAGGUGUUCUUACCUCGCUAAAUAGUGGAAUUGGUAUGAGAUCCACAGACAGUAUGGACUUGAGAACUUAAAUUGGCAUCAUUAAAAUGUACCCAAAGGCUCCAAGUUGUAUCCAUGUUUGGUUUCUGAAUUCAAGCAGGGUUGUGGAAAUUGUGAGCUUAAUUAGUGAAGUAAGUUUUGCAUGAUGUCAACUUUGCACUCUUUAUCAGUGUCGCAUUCACUCUUCCGGUUUAAUUUUCAUACAUACUGGGCGUCCCUUUUGUCAAAAAAAAUAAAUAUGCAAACGAUGCCUAUUCUCACA